GUGUGUGUCAGCCCAGCUGCUGUGCUUGGGGGUGCAGGAGUGAUGGGGAGCCCAAGCCCAGCCCUGCUUUCAGGCAGAGUCUGCGGUUCCCAACUUUGCUUUGCAGGUGGAUGCGCCACAAUGACGGUGAAGAAGACUCAGGCUCUGCAGGAUGGAAGUGCCAAGGAGAACGUGCUGCAGAGGGUGCUGCAGCUGCCCGUGGUGAGCUCGACGUGCGAGACGCUGCAGCGCAAGUACAGCAGCACCAAGGAGUCCCACCCGCUGAUGGCCUCGGUGUGCGAGGUGUACGAGCGGGGCGUGCAGGGCGCCGGCGCCCUGGCCAUGUGGGGCAUGGAGCCCGUGGUGCGCCGGCUGGAGCCGCAGUUCGCUGUGGCCAACAACCUGGCUUGCCGGGGCUUGGACCACCUAGAGGAGAAGAUCCCUGCUCUGCAGUACCCUGUUGACAAGCUCGCAUCUGAACUGAAGGACACCAUCUCCUGCCCCCUCCAAAGUGCCAAAAGCACCAUUGGCAGCUCCAUGGAUAAGAUCAUAGAGCUGGCAGCGGAGGGCUAUGAGGCCACCAAGAACACGGUGGAAACGACAGCCAAGUACACAAGGAAGAACUCAGUGACCCAGAUGGCAGCUGCAGGGGUCGACACAGCCCUGGGAGGGCUGGAGAAGCUGAUGGAAUACCUGCUGCCAGAGGAGGAUGAAGAAGCAGAUAAGAAGCCCAAAAAGAAACGUCUGUCAACAUCAAAGGUGUCCCAGCAGCAGCCCAGCACUACCACCACUCCCUGCACUCCCAGUUCUCCCAGUGCUACCAGGGCUCCCAGUGCUCACAGCACUGCCAGGGCUCCCAGUGCUCCCAGGGCAUCCAGCACACCCAGCACUCCCAGCACUCCCAGUGCUCCCAGUGCUCCCAGUGCUCCCAGCACCCUGGGCCGGAUUGGCGCUUUGGUCAGCACCGUGUCCCACCGAGCUUACCAGCAAACCACCCAAAGCCUCCAGCGUGCCAAAACCAAAGGGCAGGAGCUGGCCUCCUGGAUACCCAUCCUGGGAAGCCUGGCCAAGCCGAGCGCCCCUGCAGCCCCUCAGGCCCGCAGUGAUGGGCAGGGCAGUGCAGGAUGGCUGACCCGGCGCCAGAGCAAGGCACCGGAGCAGAAGCAGGAGAAGGCAGGGAAGAAAGACACCAACCACACCAAGGAGGGACAGGACCCCGGGCUCGUGGGCAGCGUGGCUCACAACCUGCAAACCGCCUACGCCUCGGGCAUCUCCAGCGUGAAGAAGGUCCCAGCCGUGGCCUGGGAUGCGGCAGAGGGCUUGAUCCUCUUCACCCCCCGCAGGCUGUCCAGGGCCAUGGAGACAGUGGAUGCUCUCGGGGGGACCCUGGUCAGUGCCCCGAAGCAUCUGCUGGGCACCCUGUACAGCUACGUGCCGCUCCGCAGGCAGUCGGUGAAGGAAGAAGAAGCACCCAGGAGCAGCAAGACCAACACGGAGAAGAAAGAGAAGAAGGAGGAGGAAGAGGAGACCAAGCCUGCUGCCCCCUCCACUGAGGAGAAAUCCCAGCUGAGGGGUGACUGGCGGCUGUACCGUGGCCAUCACCCCCUCUCCUUCCUGGGGCUCGAGGACCCCCUCUUCCUGCGGCACAACUACUACCGCAGCCCUGCCUUCGACCCAGACUACCCGUUCCCACGGAAAUCCGCCUUCUCCCCCUACAACCGGCGGGUGAGCGAGGGCUCCUACCGCUUCAGCCCCGACUCCAUGUACAGCCGGGCCUACUACGGCAACUUGUACACUCCUGUCUUCAAGAAGGACUGA
Messenger RNA from Lonchura striata (white-rumped munia), 1797 nucleotides. It is a transcript of the gene PLIN1, whose product is annotated as perilipin 1. The record is from RefSeq and is a predicted model, not a curated record. Gene Ontology annotation, biological process: lipid metabolic process. Gene Ontology annotation, cellular component: lipid droplet. NCBI's taxonomy places the organism in Eukaryota, Metazoa, Chordata, Aves, Passeriformes, Estrildidae.